Molecule: messenger RNA, 1809 nt
Organism: Daucus carota subsp. sativus
Lineage: Eukaryota; Viridiplantae; Streptophyta; Magnoliopsida; Apiales; Apiaceae
Product: probable sodium/metabolite cotransporter BASS3, chloroplastic
Exons: 5
Coding region: 215-1492 (425 amino acids)
Cellular component (GO): membrane
Source: RefSeq, a predicted model, not a curated record
AUGACGAAAUAAUACAUUUGUAGUAUAAUAAAGCCUUUCUUUUAUCACCUCACCUCGUGUGUGUCACUCUGCUCCUCUACUUUGUCUCGCCGGAAACCACCACUUUCUCCGGCGAAACACCACCCUCUCCCCACCCUCAACAACCCCUCUUACCCUCUCUCUCAAUCUCUCUUCCAUCUCUUAAUCUCUCCCAUAUCUCUCUCUCUCUCAAUCAAUGGCAUCAUCAUCACUCCUCACAAUCACACACCCACUCUACAAACCAAUCCUCUCCAAAUCCCCAACCUCUUUCCAACCGAAAUUAAACCCCCCCAAUUCACUCUCUCUCAAAAAGAUCUCACCUUUGUUCAGAAAGAGCUCAAAUGGAGGCUUAUCUGUAUUGGCAUGCUCAACAUCCUCACCAUUCAUUGGCAAAGUUGGGUUGUUUAGAAGAGAAGGCAAUUUUACAUUGCUAUCCUUUGGUACAAACCCUAGCUACUUAUCUGAUUUGGGUGACAAGGAAGCUGCAAAUGAUGAUGGUUCUUCACAAAUAUUAUCUGCUUUGCUUCCUUUUGUUGUGGCUCUCACUGCUGUGGCUGCUCUUGCUCAGCCCUCAACUUUCACUUGGGUCUCGCGAGAAAUGUAUGCCCCUGCUCUAGGAGGGAUCAUGUUAUCGAUUGGAAUCAAACUAUCUAUUGAAGAUUUUAUGCUCGCUCUUAAAAGGCCUUUACCAUUAUCCAUUGGGUUUGUUGCUCAGUAUGUGCUAAAGCCAGCUCUAGGGGUGUUUCUCGCAAACAUUUUCGGGAUGUCUCCAAUGUUCUAUGCUGGUUAUGUCCUUAUGUCUUGUGUUGCAGGGGCUCAGCUAUCAAGCUACGCCAGCUUCUUAAGCAAAGGGGAUGUUGCUUUGAGCAUUCUCUUGACCAGCUCUAGCACCAUCGCCUCCGUCCUUGUUACUCCUCUUCUCACUGGCCUUCUUAUUGGUUCUGUUGUGCCAGUCGAUGCAAUCGCAAUGUCAAAGUCAAUUUUGCAGGUGGUUCUUGUUCCUAUUACUCUUGGUCUAGUUCUCAACACCUAUGCAAAGCCAGUCGUUUCUGUUAUUGAACCAGUAAUGCCAAUCGUUGCAAUGAUCUGUACUUCACUUUGUAUCGGAAGCCCCCUUGCAAUCAACCAGGGAACAAUUCUUUCUGCAGAGGGCCUCAGGUUGGUUGGACCUGUAUUGUCGUUCCAUGCUAUAGCCUUCACUGUGGGCUACUGGAUCUCUAAAGUUCCUCUUUUAAGGCAAGAAGAAGAAGUUUGCAGGACAAUCUCUCUGUGCACUGGCAUGCAAAGUUCAACACUUGCUGGUCUUCUUGCAACGCAGUUUCUGGGGAGCAGUCAAGCUGUUCCUCCAGCAUGUUCAGUAGUGGCCAUGGCUAUCAUGGGACUUUGUCUAGCCUCCUUUUGGGGAAGUGGCCUUAGGAUCAGAGACUUACCGUCUCUACUCAUCCAGCAAACAGGUUCAGCUGCCAAAGCAUAAGGAAGCAGCAUUUUUGUAACAGUGUAGAGCGACGAUUCGGUCAGGAGACUACAAAAAGGAGGUGAACCGUGGGAUUUCAGACAGUAUGAUAUGAUAGUAUACCAAUGGAACAAGAGGCCAUUGUCCAAACAGGUUUUAACAGUAGUUUUGCUAGAAAGAAAUGUAAAGAGGUUUGGUAUCCAAAGGGGAAGGGAAUGGUUACAUUAGCAAUAUACUAGCUAGUUUUUUUUAUUAUCAGUUACACCAAAAAGCCAAACUUCUUGUAUAGUCUUGGGUUUUACUUUUACAUGCUAAUUUAUAGAACUCUCUUGAACCAA